GAGGAGAGGAAGUGUCUUUUCUGUGCUCUUUGUCUCUGAGUGACAGGAACUACACAGCAACAAUAACUUUACCACAGACAGAGAAAGGGAAGAGACUGCUGCAAGGAUGGAGGAGUUUAACUCUGGAGAAGAGGUUGUCUUCAAUACUGAUGAGGCCAGUGUCUCAGUUAAAGAGUGUAUUGAAGGUGUCAUCGGUGGAACAGAUUAUAAUCAGAGUAAAGUGAAUCAGUGGACAGCCAGCAUAGUAGAGCAUUCUCUGACUCACCUGGUGAAACAGGGACGGCCGUUCAAAUACAUAGUAAACUGUACCAUCAUGCAGAAAAGCGGCGCUGGUCUCCACACAGCCAAUUCCUGCUACUGGGAUACUGCCACUGACGGAAGCUGCACAGUCAGGUGGGAGAAUCGCACCAUGUACUGUGUGGUCAGUGUGUUCGCUGUGACGCUGUGACAGCAGCGCAGAGCUGCGUUCUGCUCUUCCUUCUGACACUGUCAUGUCUGAAGCUGCGCUUUGAAUGCCACCCUGAUCAAGACGCCACGAAGAUCCUCCGUUGGAAGUUAUCGUACAAGUAGCUUAUUUCUCCCCACAGGCAGGAAAAACAUAACCUCAGAAUAAGAGUUGUGGUUUGUGAGUCUGCAGCCUGCAUUCAUGGCUGGGGUUGACUAUGAGAAAGUGUUGCUUUGUAGGGGCCAAAGUCAUGGUCUGGUGGACUCUCGAAAAGUGAACACUAAAUGUUGUGAUCCAUCAACUCUUUUCAUAAAUUGUCCCAAUAUCCUAUAAUCUUUCCUUAAUGUAGAACUUAGUUUGUUUUUAUAAUUUGUCUCCUUCAGUACAUUCCCAGAUUAACAGGGCUGAACUGUCGCUGUAGAGGAAAGUUGCCUAUUUAUUAAGACAAGUAGUUGUGUUUUAGUCGAUACCUGACUACUUAUGUAAAGUGUUUCCACUAGUCUGUGUUAAUUUUCUUAGUAUUAAUAUUGUGUAUAUCUGGGAUUAAGUUGUUUAAUGGUCAGUCCCAAAAACCAAGGCACUUUUUCUAGACUUUUCCUGCAGAAAUCCUGGAAUUUUUACCAGUGAGUUGUACAUUGAGUUCCUUUAAGCUGUUUUAUGAGUUACUUUGUCUGAACUGUGGAGUCAUUAAAUGUAUUCAGCAAACUUUC
This is a messenger RNA of Lates calcarifer (barramundi perch), 1155 nucleotides long. RefSeq names its product dynein light chain Tctex-type 1. Gene Ontology annotation, biological process: microtubule-based movement. The record is from RefSeq and is a predicted model, not a curated record. The transcript is spliced from 5 exons. Gene Ontology annotation, cellular component: cytoplasm; kinetochore; cytoplasmic dynein complex. The coding region runs from base 107 to 448 and encodes 113 amino acids. NCBI's taxonomy places the organism in Eukaryota, Metazoa, Chordata, Actinopteri, Centropomidae. Gene Ontology annotation, molecular function: dynein intermediate chain binding.